Molecule: messenger RNA, 1008 nt
Organism: Suillus subaureus
Lineage: Eukaryota; Fungi; Basidiomycota; Agaricomycetes; Boletales; Suillaceae
Exons: 2
Source: RefSeq, a predicted model, not a curated record
GCCGCGCCAGUUUUGCCACUCUGGCAAUUACCGGCGAACUCGGAGGGGUCUGUGGCAAAACUUGGCACAUCUAGUAGUAGGUGGAGGCUAACUCAGACAAUCUGUGACAGAUUUUCUUCACAGAUUCGCCAUCAAUCUGCCGCUCAGAUCAGUAAUACUAAGUCUAUCUCUAUGUUUUUACCAGAUCUUAAAAUGUCUGACGAAAAGCAUCCUGGUGGCCGCCCACCAGCUAGAAUCAUCACCGAUAACUCCACGGAACUCGAGCGAGUCAAUAACAAGUCUCGCCGAAAAUUCUGGAAGUGCAAUUAUUGCACUCCAACCAGUGGCAGUGGUCAACGCAUCGAAGGCCGAGAUAACUGCUGUCUCUUACACCUCACAAACCCAAAAGAGUGCCCGGAUGCUCCAUCAUCCACUCGCAACGAAGCUCGCAAGGUCUUAAUGCAGAAAGGUGCUGCAAUUGGCCAGACAGAAGCACCACUUUUCCAUGACACAUCAGCUUCGGAAGGAAUUGUUCCCGCAGCUUUCGAAGAUGACAUUCAGCAGGUUGGAUCUGACUCGGAGGAUGGUUUGUCUUGGGAUGUGCAGUCUCUGUUGACUAUGAAGGGUGUCUCGUCGAUGUAAUAAUAAGUAGUAUUAUGCAACGUUGAUGUGACGUGUCUGGGAGUUUUGCCAAGUUUUGCCGGUGCACCAAGUGCCAGUUGUGCCGGCACUUGGUCACAACUCAGCCCAAAGUAGUUUUGCCCCCUGCACUAACCAGAGGUCAUCGUGGUCGUCGGGUAGUGACUGGCGAACCAGAACCAUGUUGAAAUUUGACUCAACACCACAAACAGCACGCGCGAAGACGAGAAACGACAUAAUCUUAUCUCAAAUAUGAUUGAGCAAAAACACGAUGGGUUUCGACGCGAGAUGUGCAUUAAGCAAUAGAGAAAAAAAGGGAGUGAAUCACAACACUUGCAAAUAAAGCCAAGUCAUCAUGAUCGCUGGCGACGGUGCCUAGUGACAGAUCAG